This is a messenger RNA of Cetraspora pellucida, 130 nucleotides long. Lineage: Eukaryota; Fungi; Glomeromycota; Glomeromycetes; Diversisporales; Gigasporaceae. The record is from the annotation of a GenBank genome assembly.
AUGCUUGCUUCAAUAAGUCAAGCUUUAUCUUUUCAACAAACCAUAUUACCUAAAAAUAUAGAUAAAACGUUAGUGUUUAAACUAUAUGAACCUAAACAAUCUAGUAUUAAAGUGCAAAAACCUAAAAUUA